AUGGUUGCCUGGGUUUUGACUCUCACUGCGACCUCGCAUUUUUUCAAUAUUCGUUGUUUUGUUCAACCUGGUGCUCGAUACACGACGCGCCCAGCAGGUUGUAGCCAUGUGCGCUACGCCGGUCCUGGAGUAGAGAUCUUAGCAGCAGCCAUCACCAAUGGCUUUACAGCGGUGGAAAAUGCAAACAAACUGCUGGAGUUUGGUGAUUUGCUUCAAAAGUGGUCGUCAGUGAUGCCCGGAGCAAAGUUGAUGCUCGAGGUCGGCAAAAGCAACGAAGCUGAAGUCUUGAAGCAUGUGGAAAAUCUACGCGAAAAGAUUGCGCAUGAAGUAGACAACAACAACACAAUUUCAGUUUUGGGGAUUAGUCAGAUGCGGCAAGCCACUAUUGGUACGAGGGUAGUAGAUGGUACCCCAUUCCAGAAGCUGAUGACAAAAGUUCUGGCUGUCAAUCGAUCAGGGUGCACGGCUGUGCAUGCUGAGCCCGGGGUGGGCAAGUCCAUCGCAUCAUUGAGGGCACUGCCAGCUGGCAGAGUGUCCAAGAACUACACAGUGCUGCUUGAUGGUGGCUUUCGCGCAGAAAUGAUGAGAUUCUUCAGGGUCGCCAGCUUCGACUUGGUUGUUGGCGUUGCCCGCAUGGUUUUUCCCGCCCUAAUGGAAGCUGGUGUAAGCAUGAACAUGAUUUUUGACAACGGCGUCGAAGACGAUGAAGACUUCCAUAAGUCGAAGACUGAGUGGAGGUCUUUGCUGAAAGCAGCCUACGAGUCUGGUCAUCACUUGAUUGUCGUAACUCAGUCAGAAGCCUUAGCAAUGAAGAUUGGCAAGCUGAAUGGUGAGAGAUCGCGAGUAUCCGCAGAACAAGAAGGGCCGGAAAAAUACAGGUGGGCAAAGGAACAGGCGCGUGAAUACUUGGGCUAUUUGCUGGAAGCUCGGAACAUCCCACCUGAAGCAGUCGAUGUGGACAAGUUUCUUUCAAGCUGCUCGAUGCCAGAUGUUUAUGGGGGAUGGAAGCCAAUAGCAAUGAGCAACUACUUGGACUUUAACGAAGCGCCAGUGGUACUGCGCCCAGACGCUUAUGGCAUGCUGUCAACUGCACGCAGCGUUAGCUUCGCUAUCGUUGAGUUCUUGGCCGCGCUGGGUGAGAUUGAGCCGACGGGCAAUGCCGCCUUCAAAGUGAAAGGAGCAUUGGCUGACGUGGAUGACCUGAAGGAAGCUAUCAAGAAGAAGAAGCCAAAUCGAGUGACGUGCGAUGCAGAUGAAAUUGUCAUUCACAGCCAGAAGGAGAGCUUUUCAUGUCAAACUCUCCCACCUAGGCCUCCCCGUGCGGUGUCUCAGCGUGACUUUGCAGGAUGGUAA
Symbiodinium natans is the source of this 1353-nucleotide messenger RNA. The record is from the annotation of a GenBank genome assembly. NCBI's taxonomy places the organism in Eukaryota, Dinophyceae, Suessiales, Symbiodiniaceae.